Nerophis ophidion (straightnose pipefish) is the source of this 3006-nucleotide messenger RNA. RefSeq names its product phosphatidylinositol-4,5-bisphosphate 4-phosphatase 1a (gene pip4p1a). The record is from RefSeq and is a predicted model, not a curated record. Bases 50 to 868 code for a protein of 272 amino acids. Lineage: Eukaryota; Metazoa; Chordata; Actinopteri; Syngnathiformes; Syngnathidae. Gene Ontology annotation, biological process: phosphatidylinositol dephosphorylation. The transcript is spliced from 7 exons. Gene Ontology annotation, cellular component: lysosomal membrane; plasma membrane; late endosome membrane. Gene Ontology annotation, molecular function: phosphatidylinositol-4,5-bisphosphate 4-phosphatase activity.
GCUCAGCGCGCUUCUCUCACCCCCGCCCAACGCGCCUGGCUCUCUCGGUAUGGCGGACGGCGAGAGGUCCCCGCUCCUGUCAGAUUUAGGAGAUGGUGCUCUCGGCGGCGGCGGCAACGGAGGUUUGUCCCCCGGCGCGGCGCCUUACGGCGUGGCGGGCAACAAGCCGCAGAGCUUCCCGCCGUUUCCCAGCCCCACUCAGCCUUCUGUGCUCCUCGGGGAAGACCCGCCACCGUAUUCCCCUCUUACCUCACCGGAGAGUGGCAGCGCUCCUGUCAUCAGCUGCAGGGUGUGCCAGAGUUUGAUAUCGGUGGAGGGGAAAAUCCACCAGCAUGUGGUCAAGUGUGGUGUCUGCAAUGAAGCCACACCCAUUAAGAACGCUCCAGCAGGCAAGAAAUAUGUCCGCUGUCCUUGCAACUGUUUGCUCAUCUGCAAAGUCACCUCCCAGAGGAUCGCUUGUCCUCGGCCAUACUGUAAGCGGAUAAUCAACUUGGGUCCGGUUCAUCCCGGCCCAGCCAGUCCCGACCCCCAGCCAGCCGGGGCCCGGGUCUCGUGCGGACACUGCAGCAAAACCUUUUUGUGGACCGAGUUCACUGACCGCACGCUGGCCCGCUGCCCGCACUGCAGGAAAGUCUCCUCCAUUGGACAGAGGUACCCCAGGAGGCGGAGCUUGUGGUGUUUUCUUCUCUGCUUGCUGUUCAGCAUCUCCACUGCUGGUUUGAUUGCCGGCACGUGGCUCCAGGCGCAGACUUACCCGGGCAUCUACGCCUCGUGGGCAGUGCUGCUGCUUCUGGUGUUGGUGACGCUGGCGCGGGCCUUCUACUGGGCCUGCAUGCGGGUCAGUCAGCCCCUCCAGAGCUUCACAUAGACACGCCCUUGACCCCUUUCCUCCAAACAUGAAGCGCCCUCUUCCUAACUGGCCAGGCUGGAGGAUGAAUGGCUUUAAAAACCAAGCACCAGAUGACGAUAACAUAUUUAUUUCAACCGAGUCCUUAAUUUUACUCACUUGCUGUUACAACUGGCUAAUUCCUGUAUUCACCUUCUAUUUAUUCCAGUCCUGUGACCUCUGCUGCUGUUUCCCCCCCCCCCCUUCAAACAUCCGCUCUAUCAUUUUAUCACGUAGAAGCAUUUAACAUUUCUAAACCAGCGAGGAAGCAAAUCGACGCGAGCCGCCUGAGGGAUGUUGUCCAACCUUCCCCGCUGUCGUCUUUGUGAAUUAAAAGGAUGAAGGAAGCGUUUGAAAUGAGAAGUUUAGAAGCAUAUGAAUUUUCCUUCCCCUCCCCAAGGGAUCGACUUUGAUGUGAGACCGCCUGAACGCCUUAAAAGCGACGGUAAUGGAAGGAAUUUUGCGUCCAAGUGCGCACGCUGUAAACAAAAAUUGAGCAACUGUAACGCGCUCGCUUUUGGGUGCCAUCAUGAAGCCAGUCAUCUCAACAGCUUUAUUGUUUGUAAUGUUUUUAAAGCCGGGGCAUCCAAACUUUUUUCCACCGAGGGCCGCGUGCGGAAAAUUAAUGGACAGUGGAGCCACUUUUAUUCUUCACUUUUUGCGUUUGCAAAGCCGAUCCAACGUUGGUCUCGAUAUGCUAAGCAGUUUAAUAUACUUGACCAAAUACAAAAUAUACUGCUAUCUAAAAUGUUCCCGAUUGAUUAAUAAAUAUUUUUCAAAUCCUACACAGGCCAAUACGUUUUUUUCAUUGAUUAUUUUAUUUUGGACAAAGUCAAGUAUCAUAGACGAUUCAUUUUUUUUUUAAUAAAGUGUUUUAAUCUGAAAUUAAAAAAACAAACACGAUCCUGGCAAAUGUGAUUUUGGUAAUUUUUUUGUCAAUUAAAUUGUAUGGUUUUUUUUAGGUAUAGUUUGCGCCUUUACUUAUCCUAUCCACUUAAUUUAUUGAGCUAUUUUUUAAGAUUAGUCUGCUGCACUGUCGUUGAGACAAAUACACCUGAAACACACUCGAAUACAAAAGUUUGUCGGUUAUUUUUGAAUAUCCACACUUGUUUGUUUGCUUUUCAGUGUAACGCUAAUCAUCCUCGCUAAUGUUUUGACGCAGGCUGUGUUCUGAUGUUAUUUAAUAUUAGAACAAAAAGAUACACAAAUGGCCCUCGGGCUGCGCGUUAAAUACCACUGCUCUAAUUGAUACACAUACAAAGCAAAACACGUUUUAUAGUAAGUCACUGACUGUAACGUUUUGACUUUUCCCAACUUUCCGAAUGCACCACUAGGGGAAGGCGACUUUAUAAAGCUGGAGGUGCUAAGCUUCCUUAUUGGUUGCUUGUGUUUCUAAGCUUCUGCUUUGACUGUCUUAUUUAACGUAGUUAAGGAUGUACCGCCAUGGUAACCAAGCGCAAACUAGCAGAAGACCCCUCGGACCUCAGUGUGCUUAAUUCAGUGAUAAUCGCAGCUUCAUGUUGAACGGGAUCAUGUCGAGACCGCCUCCUCUAACGACAUCCUGGAUUGUUUGAAUUUGGCAAUGCAAGCCUCUGUUAUCGCAGACUUUUUUUUUUUUUGUAAAUAGUUGGGGUUUUUUUUGUGGGGGUUUUUUUCGGGACAAUUAUGUUGCACUUGGAGCGAGGAGUUAAAAACACUAACAUGGUGAUCGUUUUUACUUCUGUUACAUAUUUAAUGAGCUACUAACCUGAUGACCUGAACACACACACACACACACGCACACACAAACCUUGCACAGCAGUGUCAGACUGCAUCCACCAGGUGAUGCUACGACUCAGCCGAGGUCGCACAUUGUUGUUUCCAAGUCAAGUUUGAAGCGUUAUCAUGCUAGCAAAAAGCCUUAAUGUUUUACUGUCUUCAAUCAUGAUCAUGUUUUGUUUUUUUUAUUAUUGUUUGAAAUCAGUGCGGUUAUCUCGAUGGUGUUUUAAUAAACGAGUCAAUUGUGUAUCCGUGGCGAUGAUGUUUUAUGGACGAUGCUCAUGAAUAGACAAAAGGCCGCCUGACGCUCUUCUCGGAGUGUUUACACGCAAAUAAAGACAUGACCACGUGGGGAAAAAACA